AUGUCAUUUCAUCCUUCCUUGCAGAGUGCUUUGGCGGCACAAAGCAUCAACAACAUCAUCAACAACAGAAUCAACAUCAACAACAACAACAUCAACAACGCCAAUCACAACGCCAAUAUCAACACUCUUCGAUAUGCUGCUUUGAUGACAAGACCACAGUCAUCAUCAUCGGCACCUGUCCGUGUUAGUCCGCCACCGCUACAAUCUUCAUCGGCAUUGAAUACAAUCAAACAAACCUGGCCAUUUCCCAAGAAACAACAACUUUCUCAGGUGUUUAUCAAACUCAAGCGCAACUCGAUUCAGGAUUCCUGGGGCAUUGUCUUUACCCGGUUUGAUAAUCGACUCGUUUUGGGCGACAUUCAACCAAAAACACAACAACACUACACGGAUUGGUCUGUUGUCAUUUCGGGAUCCGAUUUGGUGGAUGCACGAGAAGCCUUUUGCCUCUUUCAGAACAAUCCAGAAGCUCGCGAGACCUAUCGGAUUCGUGUCAAGGCGUAUGGACAUGCCAUGAGUCUUCCAUCCUGGCAUGUCGGUGAACAGUUAUUGCCUGGUGAUUUGAUAGUUUCCGUCGAUGGAAUGGAUCCAAUGGUGGCCUUUCCCACCAUGGACCAAGUGACUGGCUACUUGCGGCAAGCCUUGGAAUUGUCCAUGGUAGUCCUGCGACAUCCACAAGCGACGGCCGCGUCCUUUGCGUGUUACAAUUCGCACUUGGCCAAUCAAUCGGCGCUGGGAUUGGCGGCGGCGGCCGAUCACAUUUGGAAAUCCCUCUUGUUGGUGGCGCCAAGAACAACAUCAUAUUAUCAUCCGCCAACCGUGGUACCCCUGGUACGACGGGUCACACCCGACGACCAAACACUGCACCAAAUGGGCAGUGGUGGGUCCCAGCAGGCAGAGCAGCAAUCAUUGAAAUCACCAAUCGUAUCCGCAUCAUCCUUGUACAACGAUGGAUCCAAACCAUUGCCAAAUCCAUUGAAAACAACGACACCACCGGUGUAUCAUGGUUGGAGAAAUCCAUGGUUUCAAGACGAACAUGGUGUCCCCAUUCCAUUCGAAGACAAUUGGGAAUACAGUCCCGAAGACGGGACACGGGCCCACUUGUUUUUGCCAACCACAGGAGACUUUCAAUCUUGGUUGCGAAAUCGAAAAGAUUCCUGGCGGACCAAAUACAAAGUCUACAAGGUGGCCAAUAAACGAUGGGACAAUGGGGAAGAAGACUGCGAUGACGAUGAUCCCUUUGAUAGGAAUACGAGUAGUGUGGCAUUGGACUUUUGGACGCCCCAAGGAUUUGCUUCUUUUGAGGCCUGGCUACUAAAACGAAAGGAAGGUUGGAGGACCAACUACAAGGUCUAUCGCAAUAAGAAGCGAAAGAUUCACAAGGAAUGCGAAGAAGUUGUCCAUUUGUCUGAUGACUUUGAUCGUUGGCUACAAGUUCGGAAAAAUCAAUGGAAGGUCCAUCGAAGAAAGCGACAGCGUCUGAGACAAAUUCGUCAAAAAGCCAAAGCAUCUCCCUUGGAAAAGGCUGCUGCUGCUUCUGCUUCUGCUACUCCCAUUGUCACUCCUGAAAAAGUGGACUUGCCCGGCGAGGAUGGUGAUGAUGAAAUCAAGGUUGCUGCAAAGCGUCCUCGACGACUCUUUACUGCCCCACCAGCGGACAUUGACAUGGCUUGUAUCGAUGACAUUUUGGCGGAGGAAGAAGCCCGCAAGAAGAAACUGGCGGAACGACCGCCUAUUGAUCUUUCCUUUCUGUUUGAUUGUAACAAGUCUCCGGACGACGUGGUCAUUCAUAUUUUGGGAUUCUUGGAUCGCAAGGAACACGGCAAGCUAUUGUGUAUCAACAGGGAGUAUUCGGAUCAGCUAAAGGCACGAGACGAACUUUGGCGGCGACUUUGUCCGUCUCAUUGGAUACUGCCUCGACGACCAAGAAAAGCUUGGCACGAAAUUUACAUCAAUCGACUUCGCAGAGAGCAGUUUGAUCACCAAAAGCGGUGGGAUGAUCUUCUCUUGAAAUGCUAUGGCACCAUCACCAAAGGGGAUCAAUUGAACAAAAUUGAAAAAUUGGUGGCUAAAGGAGAAGACGACUUUGGAUUUCACGUCAACUACGUCAGCCCCGUUGUGUGCGAGCGAAACUGUUUGCUGAAUUUGGCAGUCAUUCAUAAACGGCUCAAGAUUGUGCGCUGGCUAUUGGACCAAAAGGGUGCUCACAUUGAAAGCUUUGAUCGUGGCCAAUUCACACCACUUUUGAAUGCGGCAUGGUCGGGCGACAAGCCAAUGGUGCGGCUCUUGCUUCAGAGGGGUGCAAACCGCAGCAACAUUGGUUUCUUCCAUUAUUCCAAACCUGUUUCUAGCCCUGAUUUCGAAGGUCUCACAGCAGAAGGAUGGGCAAGAACGAAGGGAUUUGAGGACAUUGCCAAGCUAAUACAUUUGGGACUCUAA
Cylindrotheca closterium is the source of this 2436-nucleotide messenger RNA. Lineage: Eukaryota; Bacillariophyta; Bacillariophyceae; Bacillariales; Bacillariaceae. The record is from the annotation of a GenBank genome assembly.